Pundamilia nyererei is the source of this 748-nucleotide messenger RNA. RefSeq names its product centromere protein P (gene cenpp). Lineage: Eukaryota; Metazoa; Chordata; Actinopteri; Cichliformes; Cichlidae. Gene Ontology annotation, biological process: CENP-A containing chromatin assembly. Gene Ontology annotation, cellular component: chromosome, centromeric region; nucleus. Bases 80 to 733 code for a protein of 217 amino acids. The transcript is spliced from 6 exons. The record is from RefSeq and is a predicted model, not a curated record.
UUAGAAAAGUGGUAGAAUCCAGAGGGCGCGAGUUUCCGAAGUGCUCGGUUCCAUCUGCUAAGAAACGGAAAACAAACAGAUGGAGAAGAUGAGUGAUGAGAACACCGAGGAGGUGAAGGUGCUUGAGUCUGAGAUAGAGCGUCUUCAAGCUGAAGUUGAAUCGCUGCAGCACCAACAACAGGAAAUCAAUAAGGACAUAACGUUCCACUACAGCCAACAAAUGGAAAAUGCUCUAGUGUUCAUGUGCGGGCAGAGACAAGAAGGAGGGAAGGAGAUGGUGAUGUCCAGACUCAAAGAGGAGCUGGAGGAGCUGGAGGAGGAUAUGAAACUGCAGACAGAAAUUAAUGGCAUCACUUUGAACAGCUGCACCACAAAGACUCUACAAAACAGUGGCAGAAAGCUGGUUCAGCAGCUCUCUUUGUCGGGUAACUGCUCUGAACUGGUCUUCCAGGUCGAGUUUCAGCUUUCCGAGAUCAAGGACAGUGAGAGAUCAAAGAGGACCAUCGGUGAUCUGAAUGUGGUGCUCGAUUCAAGUGACCUGCAAAACUUCAGCAGCUUCUUGUCAAGGUGCAUUUUCUGUCCCUAUGACCGCAAUCUGCCAGAAAGCGCCUGGUCUGUCAGUGAAUCAGCAGCAAAGAGCAGAAGUCUGAUAUCUGAGGCCAGACCACAUCUGGAUUGUGUGGCCCAGUCUGAAGAAUUUGGCAAACAACAGAUGGAAAAAUACUUGAGAUAAUGAUUCAAGACACUG